Molecule: messenger RNA, 4721 nt
Organism: Papilio xuthus (Asian swallowtail)
Lineage: Eukaryota; Metazoa; Arthropoda; Insecta; Lepidoptera; Papilionidae
Gene: tay
Product: tay bridge kinase
Exons: 9
Coding region: 487-3636 (1049 amino acids)
Source: RefSeq, a predicted model, not a curated record
CCGGCGCCCGCUGCCCUGCCCCCGCCCGCGCUACCGCCUCCGCCCUUCCGUGCCGACACCCCACACCGGCCAAGCAGCGCGCAUAUCCCCGCGCUCGAUGGACACGCCGCCACACAGAUACCUGCAAGACCGGUUGGCGCGGCGGGCCCGGACACCCCUGAGCGGCCCGCCAGCAACAACAAGCUGCAGCCUGGCGCUCGCGCCGCCGCCGACAGUCCCACGCCUGCACCGCCAGCGCCGCCUGCGCCCUCGCCGCUCUUCCCUUCGCACACCGCGUACCAAGGCCACGCGACCGCUGCGCUUCCUGACUAUCGUCACACGAACCACGAGACGCGGACGGAGCCGAGCGAGCCGGCGGGGGCGCCGUUGGACUUGCACGCGCACCAUGCACAACGGCCGCAGCACGCUCCGCCCUCUCCCCUCGCGCAGGCGCAUCCGCACGCCGCGUUGCCCGGCCGAGUGCCGCACCCGCAGUCACACCCCGUCAUGCCCGGACACGAUGUUCGGAAUCCCCCUCCCUCCUCACAACCUCAUCCUGUUCCCACUUCGUUUUCCAAUCGCAUCAGCGGUCUCCCUCAAACUUCUACCCCCUCCUCGAAUACCACCUGUCUUCCUAACCAGAAUGUCCCCGGACGGCCGCACUCUCCUGCCGCGUCCCGCUCGUAUCCCCCUACAAUCGGGUCUAGUCAUGUAAACUCGAGUAUAAGUUCCAGUAUUCACGGCCAUUCGAUUCCUUAUCAAAGUCAAACCAGUUUGCAAAAACAUUCCGUUCAAUCGCCGUAUGCGAACCGGCCGUCGCACCUCUCGUCGUUUAGCGUCGCGAAUCAUAUCGCUCCCAGUUAUAUACCAUCGACUGCUAAUCAGAUGGCGACUCAUUUAAGCCAUUCUAUCAACAGCCAUUCCAUUAUGAGCCACCAAAGUAUUCCCAUGAGCAAUUCCAAUCCGUUAGCGACUUCUACACCGAAUCACAUCGGUGCGCCGCUCUCUCUGGCUUCCACGACGACCAGCACUAUGUCAAGUUACUCGCACAUGAAACAUCCUGGUUUGAGUUUACCACCUCAUUCAACGUCGCUGCAGCCGCCCGUUUCUAUGAUGCAGCCAAUUAAUCAUGUGGAUGCGCCGAUAUCCACCGGCGCAACAACAAUCACGACACCCUCAUCAAAUAAUAGCCAUCCACAUUCACUCGCACAACCUGUGGAUUCGAGACAGGCGGUGGUGUCCUCCGGCGAGCCGCCUAGGAGCGAGGGCCCCGUCACGAGCAGCACUCUAGCCGCCUCUAAUGGCUUUCCUCCUCCUGCGGUUUACUCUGCUAAUUCGUAUCCUCCUCUAUAUGCUCCUUACGCCACCACGUUACAACACAGUCCAUAUUUACCACCAGCAGCGGCUUCGCCAAGGAAUACCAGUGACACGAGAACAAGCCUAUCAGCGUCUCCACUAGUCGCCCCCAAAACCCCGAAAGGCGUGCGGCCUCACACGCCGGGCUCUCUGGGCGCGGCGGGCGCUCCACACGCGCCGCUCUCCUACUCCCCGCGCGGGCACAGCCCAGGCAGGGAACGAGAAAGCUUCAGCAGCAACGUCAGCAGUCUGUCCCGAAGCACGCCUGCGUCUGCGGCGAGCGCACCCGUGUCGGCGUCUUCGCUGAGCGUGCCGCACGCAGCAACGGUGGCUGCGCCACUAGCCGCGCCAUUAGCUGCGCCACUAGCCGCGCCGCUAGCUGCGCCACUCGCUGCGCCGCUAGCUGCGCCGUUAUCAGCACCUCUAGCUGCGCCGCUAGCAGCUCCGCUGGCAGCUCCCCUGGCAUCGUCGUUGGCCGCACCGCUCGCAGCUCCAUUAGCAGCACCGUUGGCAGCACCGCUUACGACUUCCCUGGGCGCUGGGCUGACGGCACCGCUGGCCGCACCCACGCCCACGCCCGCUGCGCCCGCUCACCUGACGCACUCGCUGGCGCCUGUGCCCACCGUGCCCAGCAUCAGCUCCAGCGCCAAGCCGCCCGCGCACUGGGGGGUAACCAGGCCAACGGCAGCAGACCGGCCGGCGUUCCCCCCUGCGCCUCCUCUCUUUGGUGCUCCGCUAGCGCCGCCCAAUCCCAAUCCAUUUUCUGCAGAAUCACUUUUUCAAUCCAGUCCUGGGGCUGAUUUACUGAGGCGAGAGUUGGAUAAUCGGUUCCUAGCGGCGGCUGGUGCGGUGGGCGCAGUGGGUGGUGUAGGCGGCGUGGGCGUGGGGUCGGUGGGCGUGCGCACCGAGCUGCACCACCACCAGCACCAGCACACGCACGUGCACCAGCAUCAGCCGCACAGCACGCACCCCACACACCCCGCGCAUCCCACGCACCCGACACACCCCACGCACCCUGCGCAGCCCACGCAGCACCAUCCGCACCAGCUGUUGGUGCCGCACUCACCACUGUUUAAAGACGUUAGCAAAAUGUCAUCAUUGUACCGGACGGGGUUAGGACUCGGGUACCCGUACUCAUCAAGUCUGCUGCACCCCACGGCGCCCUACGUGCCCCCCUCGCCGCUCACCACCUACGCUCCCAAGCCCGUAGUGUCGGCCGCAAGCGACUCCGCCACUAAACCACCACCACGCCCCGCCGCCGCGAAAACUGGAAAAUGGAAUGCAAUGCACGUCCGCAUCGCGUGGGAGAUAUACAAUCACCAGCAGAAGGAGAAGUCGGGCGGCGCGCUGCUGAGCGGCGCGGACAAGGAGAAACUGCGCGCCUUCCCCGCGCCCGCGCCGCCGCCCCCCGCCUACCGCUCGCCCUACGAGCUGCCCUCACCCUACCUGCCGCACCACCCGCACCUAGGUAGCAGCCGAUACUCCGCCCGCCCCGCGCUCGCGCCCCUCACGCCUCUCGCCCCCCUCGCCCUCGCCACUCACAGAGAUUUGGGCGUUUCAGGGGUGUCGCCGUUCGCGCGCUACGGCGCAGGGGCUUUCCCCGGCGCGCCCGGCGCCUUCGGUCUCUCGCCCUACUCGCGCGACCUGGCCCUCUCUUCCUCCUUGCACGGCGUGCAUCACCCGCCACCGCUGGGAUUGCACGACGCGUGGCGCGGGGUGCGGCCGCCCGUCUCAGCCGCGGCCGAGGUGCGCCGGGAACACGAGGAGAGGGAACGCGCGCGGCGGGAGAGGGAGGAGCGCGAGAGGCGGGAACGGGAAGAACGCGAACGCCGCAAAGCGCGCGAGCGCGAAAUGGAGCGAGCCCGCACGCGCUCUCCGCUACGGAAUGGAGUACCCGAACCGAAAGACGAGCGCAAGGAACAGCCGCGGCCGCCGCCCACGCUGCCGGCGUAUCCGCCUCCCCCACCCUGGGACCCGUACCGAACCUUCGAUCCGCUGCAGCACAUGAGAUUCGCGCCGCUCGUGGAGGCGGCUAUUCGGGCGGAGGAGGACCGCGCCAAGAUGCUGAGCGCGUACGCGCACCACCAGCAGCUCAAGUCGGGGCCGCUGCUGCACCGCGGGCUGCACGGCGGCCACGUGGCGCACGGGCACGGGCACGCUCACGGUCCGCACGGCACCCACCCGGGGCACGGCUCGCUACAGCUGGGUGCACACGGCUCGCUCGCGCCCCUACCCCCACUCGCGCCGCCCCUAGCUCCCCUGGCUCCCCUCGAUCUGUUGAAAAAGGAGGAGCCGCGAUGAUAGCGACCCGCCCCCGCCCACAACUGAUGUAAAUACAGCGUGAACGAUACACCCAAGUGUGAGUACGACUUAUUUAGAUAUAUAUCGUUUCACUUUAUCGGUUUAGAGAAUUAUUUAUUGUGUUGAGGUGUGGCUGGAGCGGGGGGGCGGCGGGGGCGCUUCUCUUGUGCAAUACGGGGCGAGGAGUGGCGGGGAGUGCGGGCGCUCGUCGCCGCCGGCCGGUACACUACUGCUUGUUUAUUUACUGAGAAUAUCUAUCGAGUUGUUAUUGUGACCAUUUAGUUAAUUAUACAUUAAAUUGCUGAUUAUGUGAAGGAUAGGAUUAUCGGAAUCGCUAUCGAUAUAAUUAUACAUAUUUAUAUAUACUUAUAAAUAAAAUGUAAAUAUUAGACUGUAAAUUAGUGUUAAAAAUAUAGAAUUGGUUUAUUUAACGUCAUACAAAUGGAAUAAAAUCACAUAAAUUAUUAUCGUAUCGGGAGUGCAUUCUACACUUCCGUUAAAAAUCUCAUAAUGGUUUUUCGAUUGUACCAGUGGAGUUCUAUUUAUUUAUUUAUUUCCACUCCUGCCCUGCAUGUGUUCUUGUAAUUAAAACAAUUAUUUCUGUUACGUAGCAUUCGACAUUUCGUUUUGAUGCAUUUAAAAAUAUGUGAUAUUAUUGUAUUGUGGAAUACAUUUUGUCUGACAUCAAUAUUGUUUGACGUCUGUUUGAGAAAUAUAAAUACAUUAUGAAGGUAGAUUACAAAUUCAUAGAAUUGUUACUCCAUUGCAUCACCACACCAUUUUAUGUGUGUUUCAUAAUGGCGUGUUCUUAGAUAUGCUUACGUUCCAGGCGAAUAAUUUUUAUUAUUUAGUGAACUCUGUAUGUGCCAUUAACAUUAAUAAUUAAUGAGCAUCAAGUCAGACAAAAUUAAAUUUAUAAAAUCUUUUAAGGCAUAUUCAAUGGUUUGUAUCCUCAUGAUGUCAUGAACUUUAACUGGAAAAUGUAUUAUAGUUUACAAAAAAAAUAUAAUUCUGUAUACUAAAAAGUAAAUGAAAGCUUGGUGCGAUUCAGAAAAUACCAUUAAAACUUUUGAUUUUUAUACCAA